This is a messenger RNA of Microplitis demolitor, 4903 nucleotides long. RefSeq names its product disintegrin and metalloproteinase domain-containing protein 10. Gene Ontology annotation, biological process: membrane protein ectodomain proteolysis; Notch signaling pathway. The coding region runs from base 1 to 2901 and encodes 966 amino acids. Gene Ontology annotation, molecular function: metalloendopeptidase activity. Gene Ontology annotation, cellular component: plasma membrane. The transcript is spliced from 18 exons. The record is from RefSeq and is a predicted model, not a curated record. Lineage: Eukaryota; Metazoa; Arthropoda; Insecta; Hymenoptera; Braconidae.
AUGAAUCGCAAAAUCGAUUGCUUUGUAUCAACUGACAGUCCAAUAGCGAUAGCCAGUAUCAUCGACAAUGGCAGUAGUAGUCCAGAUUCUUCUUUACGACACCCUUCUGCAUAUUAUUUUUCCAUCAAGGUCGGAAGGUGUUUGGGGAAGUGGAGCGAAGAGAGAACAGGAGAGCUGAAUUUUCAAAGGAAAAAAAUUGAUAUAAAAAAAUUAACGUACAUACGUCACUACACAGGAGCUUUUUACGACACUGCAGCGCUGAAGCGUCACCGUGACCGAUCACGUCGUGACUUUUCUGGUAUUGGAAAAGAAGUGGGUUCGACGUUGAAUUUACAUGUCAAUGCAUUUGACAGAAUCUUUAAAAUGCGUUUGACAAGGGACCCGACGAUAUUCCACAGCGACGUCCUUUUUGAAACUUCAAAUGCUCGCCCGAUAGCUUUUGAUCCCUCUCACGUCUACGUCGGCAGUCUCGAAGAUGAUGAAAAUUCCAUAGUACACGGAGUAAUAACAAAUGAGGGUCUUUUCGAUGGAACUGUGAUAACGGCAACGGAUGAAAUUUACAUAGAACCAUUUACAAGAUAUUCACAUCUUGUGAGACGUGAUAUAAAUGAAUUAAAUCCGCGUGAUACCUAUAAUAAUAUUAAUAAUAGUUAUCAUGAUAAUAUAGAUGAUAAUAAUCACCAUAGCAUUGCAUAUCGUUCAAGUGAUGUUUCUACACCGUUGGACACUUUAAAACGUCCUAUUAACAGUGAACGCAUCAGUGAAAACGAACCUUUUAACUUCACCCAUGCCUUUAACGAUCCAAUUCUCUUCGAUACUGAUGAAUUUUUAAAUCCGGAUUUAAAUAAAUACCCAGUGGAUAAUGAAGAAAAUUUCGAUGUUUACAGAGAUGAUAGAGAAAAAUAUUUACAUAGUCGGAAGCGGACGAUUGAUCCGAAAAAAACUACCUGCAUGCUGUACUUGCAAGCGGAUCAUACCUUUUUCGAGCAUUACAGGUCAGAGGAAGCUUGCAUCGAGGUCAUGACCCGACAUGUUCAGAGAGUUAAUUCGAUUUAUCGGCACACUGACUUCAAUCAAGACGGGGAGCCAGACAACAUAAGUUUCAUGAUUAAGCGGGUGAAAAUCCACGGAGCAGAUGCAUUAAAGGAUCCGUCGUACCGUUUCAAUGGCAAAUAUGGCGUAGAAGAGUUUCUAGAGUUGUUCUCAGAGGAAAACUACGACGCAUUUUGUCUGUCUUAUAUGUUCACUUAUCGUGAUUUUGAGAAAGGAACUUUGGGUUUAGCUUGGACUGGUGACUUGAAGAAUGCUGGGGGUGUGUGCGAGAAGAAUGGGCAUUACCGCGGAAGUAUGAAAUCAUUAAAUACAGGAAUAAUAACGUUAUUAAAUUAUGGUAAACACGUUCCACCAGCUGUAUCACACGUGACUCUAGCUCAUGAAAUCGGUCAUAAUUUCGGAUCACCCCACGAUCCAGACGAAUGUUCACCAGGUGGAGAAGAUGGUAAUUUUAUAAUGUUUGCACGUGCAACCAGCGGCGACAAAAGAAACAACAAUCGAUUCAGUCGGUGCAGUCUCAUAUCAAUAAAUCCUGUUUUAGAUGUCAAAGCUCGUUCAACAAAAGGUUGCUUUGCUGAACACCAAAUAGCCAUUUGCGGUAAUGGGGUAGUUGAAGAGGGCGAAGAGUGUGACUGUGGAUGGGAAGAAGAUUGUAAUGAUCCAUGCUGUCAUCCUCAACGAUUACACCAUGCCCCGUUUGAAAUUCCCUGCCGUCUAACUGAGGAUGCUGUCUGCAGUCCUAGUCAGGGACCCUGCUGUACCAAUGGAUGCUCGUUGCGCAGUGGAACUAAAUGCCGUGAUGACAAUGGCUGCCGAGACGCAAGUUUCUGCGAUGGACGAGGACCUCAAUGUCCACCAUCGGUCAACAAACCAAAUAAAACCAUUUGCAAUGAUGAGUUUGUCUGUUUCAUGGGAGAGUGCACUGGCAGCAUUUGUCUGGCUUACGGACUCGAGUCCUGUCAGUGUGUGGCCGAGGCUAAUGAUCCUCCGACUAAAAGUUGCGAGUUGUGCUGCAAAUUGCCUGGGGAAAAUAAACUUUGCAUAUCGUCUUUCGAAUGGAAUACGCCGCCCUAUGAAAUUCCCGACAUGAUGUCCAAGCCCGGGACACCUUGCAAUGACUACAACGGGUACUGCGAUAUUUUCCAACGCUGCCGCGAGGUGGAUCCGACUGGUCCAUUAGCAACAUUAAGAAGACUUUUGCUGUCGGAUGCAAGCUUAGAGCGCUUUCAUCGGUGGAUGACCGAUCGGUGGUACAUUGUGGCGUUUAGUAUUAUUAUUAUCAUGACUGGAUUGGUAAUAAUGACACGAUUGUUAAGCAAACAAUCCGAUACAAUCAUCAAAAUAAUUUACUUAAAUGAAAAUAAAAAUAAUAAUUUAGACAGCGGUUGCAAUACAACCAACAAAAUAAAAAUAUUCAAAUGUAUGACUAUUUUAAAGAAACGUUUGUUAGAAAAAAUGAAGACUCUUGUGUCGCCGAAAAAACAAAAUUUAACUUCCUUACAGUCAUUACAGUCACUCCAGUCGAUUUCAGAUUUUGUUAUCUACAAUAACUUCCAAAAUAAUUAUUGCAGAAGUAAUAAUUAUAAUUGUAAUGAUAAGAGUAAUAAUAGUAAUUUUUAUCUGAUAAAUUUAAUAAAUAAGUUUUAUAGCAAAAAUAAAAAAUUUCGAAGGCAAAAAAAAUUAGUUAAUAAUUUAGUGGGAGUAGAUAAUGUUAAAAAAAGUUGUUAUGGUGAUAAUAGACAUAAGAGAUUAUUUAAUGACAUUAAUUAUUUUGGUCAUUAUAAUGAUACUAGUUUCGAUACAAGAAAUGCAAUUUCAGAUUUAGAAAUUUUGUUACAACGAAGUUAGUAAUUAAUUAUUUUUAUUUAUUGUUAUUUUUUCAAUUACAGUCUACUACCUGUCAUAAGUCUAUCUUUCAUAAGCUUCUUCUCCGCAAUAGGCAGGUACUGAGUUCAAACAAUUUCCCGCACUUAACCACUCUAAGGAGUUUCGUACCUGAGAACCCGUUAUAAGCCUCCGUUAAAAUUGUCUAAAUUAUAAACUAACAAUAGAAAAAAAAUCCAAAUUAAUAAUGAAAAUUUUCUAUGGAUGUUUCGCGGAGAAUAAUUUAAUCAAUGUUGAGUAAAAUAUAAUUUAUUGUUCAUAAUUAAGCUGAUUUUCAGCUGAUAAAAAUAUGAUUAAAAUUCUUUUUUUUUUAAUUACAAAAAUUAUUUAUCGUUUACUUGCACACAUUUAUUAAUGUUUAAUAAAUUAAAGUAUUUAAAACACUUCCGUAGUAAAAACUUUAAAUAAGAUAUGGCAACAGUGCUCUUUGAUAGAUAUGUGUUGACAUGUGUCUGAACGUACAUAAACCGCUAAAGUCAGGUGUGUAGCAAAAAUUGAAAUAAAUAAUUUCCCUUCAUUUAAAAAUGAAGCAAAAUAUUUAUCGCUAGAAUUGUCUUAUUAUAUUUUAUGUUUACUUAAAAACUGUAGUUUCUACCGAGGAGACGAAAAAAUUUUUUUUUUAUUUAUGUUUUUAAAAUUGGCGCCACAUAACAGCUGUCUCUGGCAGCAUUGCCAAGACGCCUAUCCUCUAUGUCAUCUCAAGUUAUUAACCACUAAAAUAAUUUUUUCAACUUAAUUUUUCUCAUUGUUUUUAGCGAUGACAAUAACUUUUGAAUAUAUAAUGUGACUACACUUAUUUAACUUUCUUAUAUCAGGUUUUGAGAGCUCAAAGUAGGAAAGUUGACAGCGAAAAAAAAUCAUAUUGCUAGGGGCAGUGUUUCUACCAUAAGAGCCCAUGUAUGAGGAUUUAAAAAACUCGGCUUUCAAUCAUUUUUAUCUCAAUAACUAUACGGUAAAUCCUCGAGUAAUUUUAGCAGUAGAUGUAUGGUAUAUUUAUCUUCAAAAUUGUAAAAUUUUAAAUCUUAAAGUUGGAAACUUCGAUAACCAUUAGAAACGUGUGAACCUCCUUAAAGCUUCUGCUAAAAUUUAAAAAUAUUAUUGAGCAUUAUGUUCAUCAAUAAAAUGAUUAUUAUUAUUAUUGGUGUAAUUAAUACUGUUGUCAUUAUAAUUGUUUGCAUUAUAAUUAUUAUUAGUGUAAAAAGAUAAGUAUUUAUUUUAGCACUAUAAGCAUUAGACAAAUCGGGAUAGUGACGUAUGUAAGAAAACGUAAAUAUGACGUUCAAAAUUAUGUAAAAUUAAACAGGCUUAUAACGGGUAGUCGAGAACAAAACUAAACGUACGGUAGUGUGGAGACUGAAUUUCCAAGAAAGAUUUCCCCGAUGUCUCCUGGGCCAGGCUUAUGACGGGUAAUCAACUGUAUUACCACUUUACCGCAGUAUUAAAAUAAUUUUUCAUGAUACCAGCAUCUAAACUAAAGCUUCAGAAUCUCUAUAGCCAGUUGAAACGAGUUAAUUUUAAUCCAAUACCGCAAACGAAUGUUAGCAAUUGCGGAAAUUGUAAAUGCCUUCAUUCAACGAGCGGAAACAAACUUGCUUUGUCCCUUAGGAACAAACAAAUAAUGUUCCUACCUGCUGACUGAAGGCUUUCCGAUUAAACUCUGUACUUGUCAUUAGUUUAAUAGUAAUUUCGGACAAUUAAUUUUAUUUACGUAAAUGACAAUUCAAACUUUGUAAUUAAGUUUUAUGAAAAUUAGUGUCAAUAAUAAAUAGUAUUUAUAGUUUCUACUUAAUUAUAAAUAGCAAAUCACAAUUUACCUUACGCUGAUAGUUGAUGACAUCAUUGGUCUUAAAUUAACUUGUUUCUGACUGGCUGCUGACAAUGAAAUUUUGAAUUACAAUGCAGGUAAUCAUAAAAAAUAUAUUGUGUAACUUAGAAUAAAACACAACUUCAAAUUGCGGGUGGUCAG